Molecule: messenger RNA, 1748 nt
Organism: Melampsora larici-populina 98AG31
Lineage: Eukaryota; Fungi; Basidiomycota; Pucciniomycetes; Pucciniales; Melampsoraceae
Exons: 6
Coding region: 174-1367 (397 amino acids)
Biological process (GO): nucleosome assembly
Cellular component (GO): nucleus; chromatin
Molecular function (GO): histone binding; chromatin binding
Source: RefSeq, a predicted model, not a curated record
CCUUAAAUCCCACCCCCAUUCUCAACUGAUGAUUUGAAAAUUUUCAUUUCGAAGUCUUUCAUAGUCAACAGUACCAACCAUAUCAUUCUCCUUCAAUACUUUCUCUCUCUAUCAAAUCUAGUCUCUCCUGAAUUCUAGUAUCCUAUCACUUUAACUCAUUAAUAUCAACCCCAAUGGAGCCUCGUCGAAUCCAUGAAAAUGAGGUGGACCUCACUGCUCCUACCCCACAGCUUUUAGCUUCUUUAGUCCAGUCUCGUUUGAAUGGCCUUGUUGGUCGUUCUUCUGGUUAUAUCGAAUCCCUUCCUGCACCCAUCCGACAACGUGUGGAUGGUUUGAAUGGUAUUCAAGCCGAACAUGCCAAGAUCGAAGCCGACUUUCAAAAAGAUGUCCUCGAACUAGAAAAGAAGUACGCACAUCGAUAUGGACCUCUUUACGAACGAAGAGCCGAGAUCAUUGCGGGUAAAAUCGAACCUUCAGCAGAGGAAAUCGCAGCUGGAAUCAAGAUGGAAGAAGAUGAAGAGUCGGAUGAUGAAGAGUCUGGAGAUGAUGCUGAAAGUCCAAAACGAUCGGCUCGUGUACCUCCUACUGCUGAGGAACUGGCUGAAUUUCCAAAGGGUAUUCCUGAAUUCUGGGUGACUGCUUUGAGUAACCAUCUUGGUAUCUCUGAUUUGAUCACCGAACGUGAUCAAGCUGCGCUUAAGCAUCUUGAAGAUAUUCGUGUUACCUAUCUCGAUGGCAAGCCUGGCUUUAAACUCACCUUUUCCUUCGGUCCUGGUGCUAAGGAGUUCUUUGAAAACGAAAAGUUAGAGAAGACUUACUAUUAUCAGGAUACUGUGGGUUACGCUGGUGAUUUUGUUUAUGAAAAAGCUGAAGGGACAAAGAUCCUUUGGAAGACUGGUAAGGAUUUAACCGUCAAGGUCGAAACCAAGAAACAACGAAACAAAAACACAAAUCAAACCCGAGUAGUCAAGAAAGUGGUCCCAACCGACUCUUUCUUUACCUUCUUUAGUCCACCCACUCCACCUGCUGAAGAAGACAACUUAUCCGAAGGGGAGCAAGACGAUAUCGAACAACGUCUCGAACUUGACUAUCAAAUUGGUGAAGAUCUGAAGGAAAGGAUCAUCCCACGGGCUAUCGAUUUCUUCACUGGCAAGGCAUUACGCUUCGAGGAUGCUGUUGACGAUGAACUAUCGGAUGAAUUUGACGACGACGACGACGAUGAUGAUGACGACGACGAUGACGAGGACGCAGAUGCUCCUGGCCGCUUGGUUGUCCCCGGAGCUAGAAAAUCCCGAAAAGCCCCAGUCCCCCCAAGUGGCGUCACGCCUGCUAGUAACCAGGAUCCUCAGGAAUGCAAGCAGCAAUGAUUGCUACAAGAUAACUUGCGAUACUCUUAAUGUUACUUGAAAAUGAAAACUAGUGCAAACACAUUCUUUAGCUCAUCAAAACCUGUCUAUCUAUCAAGGUUCUUUGAAUAGCUCUGAGAUUUGUGUGCGACUCAAAAAAAUGAUUGUAAUCUUCAGUUUGAAAAAAUACACGUUUAUGAAUGUUAUCCUUUCGAUCCAACAUGAUCUUCACCAAGUACAGCUUGUAGAUGCCUCAAACUGAUUGUCGUAAGGCUAUGCUUCUGUUUUGGUUCAAGUAUUUUGUCCGUUUUUGAUUCCUUUUCUUAGUGAAGUGUUAAGUUUGUCUUUGUCUAUUUCAUUUCCUUUAUAAUAUCAAAUUGAUGGUCUUGAUACAAUAGCGGU